Messenger RNA from Pseudovirgaria hyperparasitica, 1665 nucleotides. RefSeq names its product FAD-binding domain-containing protein. Lineage: Eukaryota; Fungi; Ascomycota; Dothideomycetes; Acrospermales; Acrospermaceae. The coding region runs from base 1 to 1665 and encodes 554 amino acids. The record is from RefSeq and is a predicted model, not a curated record. The transcript has 5 exons. Gene Ontology annotation, molecular function: FAD binding.
AUGCAGUCGAGUUUUGCAAUAUUAUGGCUCCUAGGAAACCUCUUUAGUGGAUUCGCAAGCUCUUCCUCAGUAGACCCUUAUCGUAUCCACGAAGAACUGGGCCCACUGUUGUCAGCUAAUGCUGCUAUUUACACCCCUUCGUCCCCAGAGUGGCUGAAUGUGACUGAUCAUAUCGAUCCGGGUAUCAUUCAUCCUCAAUAUGUCGCCUCCGUCGUCGCAGGAGUCGAACAGGAUGUGGAACUAGUGAUCAAGUUCGCCAAUCACCAUAACAUACCAUUUCUGGCACACAAUGGCGGGCAUGGGUCUUGGAGUGACCUAAGCAAUGUUCGUCACGGGAUCCAGAUUUACAUACGAGCAUUGAACACUAUCGCGAUCCAUGAGGACAACACUGCUACCAUCGGGGGUGGCGCAUCAGUCCAUGAGGUACUGAACGGUCUUGCCGCAGAGGGCAAACGAAGUGGUUGGUCGAGAAAUUGCAAUGCAAUAUGUAACAUGCUCACUUUCCUAGUACAUGGCAUAUGUCCAUGUGUCUCACUCCUCGGGCCAGCACUUGGUGGCGGUCACGGCAUUCUGCAAGGUCGAUAUGGAUUAGCGUGCGACCAGAUCGUAUCUGCAAAUAUCGUGCUCGCGAACGGUACAGCUGUUGUUGCAAGCAAAGAUUCUCACCGAGAACUAUACUGGGCAAUGAGGGGUGCAGGACACAACUUUGGGAUCGUCACAUCUGUGCGAUACCGGGUAUAUGACAUCCCGCGCGAUGCUCAAUGGCAGCAUACCCUGAUUUACUUCAACAAAGACAAGCUUGAGGAGGCCUUGACAGUAUCUAACAAACUCACUGAUGCGCCUGGAAAUCAUCCCCCAGAGCUGAUGGUGGAAUGGGGUAACAUCGCACACGUGCCUUCACUCGACGCUGUAAACGUGCGAGGCUAUCCUUCUUGCUGUCUGUACUUGACUGCUAAUAAGAUUCGUAGCCUGUUUUUCGACUGGACAUCAUCUAUGAAGAGAUAUGAGUCAAUCGGUCCUUUGAGUAUUCAGAAGGUCACGGAAACGGAUUACACGAAAGUUCCAGGCCUCGUCGGAUUCACACUCGAAGGAUAUUCUUGUAUGCGGCGCUCGGACUCUAUCAUGGCGAGCGUCAGCCUACAUAACUAUAACGUUACGACGAUGAAGAAAGCAUACGAUAUCUUCGCCAAUCUCACCAGCAUGCCAGAAUUCAGUGGAGCUUAUGGAUUGCUUGAGUCCUACGCGACUGAAGGUGUCAAAGCAGUUGCAGCAGAUAGCACGGCUGUAUCUGGAGAAGAGCGACGUGCGAAUAUUCUAUUGGGUUUUGAACUCAUCCAUAAUACUUCUCGGUCCAACUUUGAGAGAGCCAAUGCUACAGCAGCUGAGCUCACGGCGGUCUUCAAAUCCGGACAAGAUACGGAAAAGUAUGGCCCGGUGGGAACAUAUCCGAACUAUGCGCGAGGAGCGGAGAGUCCACAAGAAUUGUAUGGAUUCGAGCCAUGGCGAUUGAGAAGAUUGAGAGCUUUGAAGGCAGCCUAUGAUCCUUUCAAUCGUUUUGGAUUUUAUGCGUCUGUGCUGGAACCCCUGCAGCUUAUCGAGAAAUUCGAGGAUUGCGCAUGCUCGCGCGAGCGGACAUUCAUCGCAGACGUAUACGAAGCUGGCUAG